This is a messenger RNA of Nothobranchius furzeri (turquoise killifish), 7779 nucleotides long. Lineage: Eukaryota; Metazoa; Chordata; Actinopteri; Cyprinodontiformes; Nothobranchiidae. The record is from RefSeq and is a predicted model, not a curated record.
UCUCAACAGGUAAUGGGAAAGGCUCGCUCUUUCCUUGUCCAGGCUUUUUGCCUGCAACACAUGCAAGUGAUUUACUGGCUGACUGGUUGUACAUGCUACAGUGUCGCUCACAUUUCUCAGGAUUUAAUCCAAAGUUUUGGUCCGGGCAUCAAAAUCUGGAUAACUCCAUAAAUAACUUUGAGGCAGCUGCCGGAUUUCAUGAUCUGCAUCUCAUUUCCUUUAGUUCCCUGCGUUCCUCGCCUGUCAGCGGUAGAGAUUGACUGCCUGACCGACUCAGCGUGGCUGAUGUUUAAUGAAUCUGCCGGUGCUGAAGCAUACAUCAUCACAGCAAAUAACACUAAGGGAAUGGUCCAGAUAUUUGAGUGCAACACCACGUCAGAUGUGACGUGUGACCUUCCACCACUGAUGUGCAGCCAGAAUCUGACCUUUACUCUGAAGGCUCGAAACCAGCAGUGCACCAGUGCACCCAGCAACGCUAUCUCCAGAGAAACACCUCCCUGUCCUCCAGUUAACGUCAACGAAAUAGUGAACUGUGACAAAGGAGCAAUCACAAUCAGCUGGUCAGCUGUUCCUGGAGCAGUGACGUACACGGCCACCCUGGAAGAGCUGACCACUGGUAAAUCGAAAUGCUGCACCACAUCUGGAACCACCUGCAACAUCACUGGUCUGCCGUGUGGAGAAAUGUUUUCUCUGCAUGUCACGGCUGAGGGACGAACCUGCAACAGCUCAGAGAGCGACAUCAUAAUGACGAGGACAGCACCGUGUGUUCCCGAUAAUCUGAAUGCAAAAAUGAGCUGCAGCAACAAUGUUGCUACCAUGUCGUGGAAUCGCAGUAACGGAGGGCAACUUUACACCGUGACAGCAGUCAGUGGCGGUGGCCAGGUGGAUGUGUGCAGUUCUCCUGACAACCAAUGUGAUCUGACAAAUCUGCAGUGUGGACUGAACUAUACCGCUACGGUGACUGCAGAGGACAUACAGUGCAAGAGCAAACCAAGUGACAGUGUGACACUUAAGACAGUACCGUGUACUCCUGAAAAUACCUCCUCUGUGAUGGACUGUCAGGCCAAUUCUCUGGUUGUUUCCUGGUCUAAGAGCUCAGGAGCGGAUUCAUACAUCGCCACUCUUCAGGACAGCAAUGGCCAGAGCACAACCUGCCAGGGAACAACCGAGGGCAGGUGCAAUGUCACAGGAGUCGGCUGCGGUCUAGUCUACCAUGUCUCAGUGGUCUCCUCGGAUGGAUACUGUCAAAGCCCGCCCACGCCAAUUCUUAACACACCUUCAGUUCCAUGUAUAUCGAGACAAAUCCAGGCAAGGAUGGACUGCAACACUGGGAAAGCCUUAGUGUCAUGGAACCCAAGUGAUGGAGCUCUUUCAUACAUAGUCAUGGCCACUGGACCUCCUGGUCAAAAUGUUAACUGUAAGACCAACAUGACCUCCUGUGAGCUGCAAGGUCUUUUGUGUGGUUCGAGCUAUUCUGUAAGUGUGAUGUCACAAGGCGAGAAAUGCAGCAGCGUAGCUAACAUGGUGGGGAAUCUGGUCACAGGGCCGUGCCCCCCUGAACACAUCACUUCUCAAUACUCCAUGACAAUUGGCCAGGUGCAGUGGGAUGUGGCCAACGGUGCCAAGUACUACAUUGUGAAUGGGCAAACAGAGCAGGGCCUCAGUGUCUCCUGCAACACCAGUGACACCUACUGUGCGUUGUAUAACAUGAUGUGUGGACAGAUCUACAACAUCACAGCCACCGCAAACAACCAAGUGUGCAAAGAUGUGUCCUCUGUUGAAGCAGCUACCAUCACGACCGAGCCCUGUCCGCCCAACAAUGUGGAAGCCAGUGUGAACAGUCAGAAUUACCAAGGGACAAUAUCGUGGGAGGCCACCUUGGGUGCUGUGAGCUAUGAGGCUCAGCUCAGAGGACGUGAUGGCCACUCACUAAACUGCACCACUAAUAACACAUUCUGCACUGUACAAGGCCUCCACUGUGGGGUUGUGUACUACACCAACGUAAUUGCUAAUGGAGGAACUCUGCCCAGUAGCCCUUCCGCCACUGUGCUGCUGGUUUCUGCUCCCUGUAAAGCUGAAAAUGUUGCUGGUAUCCUGGACUGCUACAACAACUCAGCGACAGUCUCCUGGAGUUUAGGCUCAGGAGCUAGCUCCUACAUGGUGUCUGCGUCAUCAGCGGAUGGCUAUUACACUUACUGUCAGACUGAUGGGAACCAGUGCACCUUGACAGAUCUGCAGUGUGACCAGAUUUACAACGUCACCUUAUCAACCAUCAGUACCCACUUUCAAAUUGACACACCCACUAAUGUGACCUUCAACACACGCCCAUGCAAACCAAGGAAUGUUGGUGUGGACCUUCAGUGCGGGACAAGAAUAGCCAACUUGUAUUGGAGCAAAAAAGACUAUGUGGAGCUCUACUUGACCACUGCCACCUCUAGCAUGGGAACAACUUUGAAGUGCAACUCCACCAACUCCACCUGCCAAUUCCCCAAUUUAAAUUGUGGGGAAUUGUAUGUAUUCUCAGUAACAGCUUACAGUAAAAUGUGCUUCAGCGAAAACAGCAGCAUCGUGGAGAUUCAAACAGAACCUUGCCAGCCAACUGGUUUGUCAGCCAAAGGAUCAUGCAACAAUGACACAGUUGUGCUAAACUGGUCCAAGGCUAAAGGGGCACUGAUUUAUGAGGUGACUGCCUUUGAAGACCAGGGAUAUGUAGCAACUUUCCAAACGAACAGCACGACAUUAGAAACUGAUCUGCCAUGUGGACACCAGUUUAACUUCACUGUAAAAGCUCAAGAUAAUAGAUGUGAGAGCCCUCAGAGCAAGGCAGCACACUACAAGACAGGUCCCUGCAUCCCUGAGAAUUUGGAUAGCUACACAAACUGUGAGGACAAUCUGGGCUCGGUCAGCUGGUCCGUCGCUGCCAAAGCAGAGUGGUAUCUGGCUGUCGCAAUGGGACAGGAUGGCAACACCUAUGAGUGCACCACGAACGCAACCACCUGCAUCUGGAAUAAUCUGCAUUGUGGUCAAAACUACACAGUUAACGUUGUUGCAUUUGACUACACGUGCACGAGCAUGCCAAGCAACAGAACAAUAAUCCGGAUGGCACCGUGUAUACCAAAUAAUCUGAAAUCGUCUUUUAACUGCACUACAAAGGUGGGAUCACUGACUUGGAAUGCAAGUAAAACUGCAGAGUUUUACAUCGCAACUGCAGAAACCAUCAGUGGCUACAAAGUACAGCUCAGCACCAACAACACAAAGGCCUACUUUUCUGAGUUUGCAUGUGGUCAGCAGUACUUCCUGUCUGUUCAGGCAGCAGACUCAGUUUGUACAAGUCGUUCCAGUCCACCUUCAACGGUUAUGUCAGAGCCCUGUCCACCCACCGGUGUUUCCAGCCUUAUGAACUGCAUCUCCAGCAUAGCUAUGGUGUCGUGGGUCACUUCAACUGGAGCACAGUUCUACAUCGCUACAGUAACAGCAGCGGAUGGCAGUUCAAAUAUCUGUGCCUCUGAUAGCGACCAGUGUGCCAUGCCGAAUGUCCCCUGUGGACAGAAUCACACAGUGACUGUCGUCGCCUCCGACAAUGUCUGUAAUUCAGACCCUAGUGGGCCUAACAUUCUGCAGUCAGUUCCUUGUAUUCCAACUAAUGUGAAAAUAAACAUCAGCUGCUCCAACAAUAAAGCAGUUGUGUCCUGGAAUCCUAGCAAGGGGGCUCUGAGGUAUACCGUGGUAGCUGAGAGUACACUGGGAGCUAUUGCCAACUGUAACACUACAAAACUAUGGUGUACUUUGACCAACUUGACGUGUGGACAACAAUACUCCGUCCAGGUGACUGCACAGGAUAACAUCUGCUCAAGUUUGCCCAGCCCACCUGUUGACUUCCAGUCAGUUCCCUGCAUACCCAACAAUGUCUCAGUGGCUUUGGACUGCAUCACCAACUCAAUCCUUGUGGACUGGCUGUUUGCUGAGGGUGCCUUGAAGUACAAAGUGAAAGCUCAAUCGUCCACUGGCCAAGUUUCUACCUGCAACGCCAACAUCACCAGCUGUGAGCUGGGGAACCUGCAGUGUGGCCAAACCUAUAAUGUGACUGCAGUGGCCUUAAAUGAUCAGUGCAGCAGUCCGCCCAGUAAUAUGUUGCAGAUGGAAACAGUGCCUUGUCCUCCAAAGAAUGUUGCAGUUGUUCUGGACUGCUACAGUAACACAGCACAGGUAAACUGGCAGGCCAGCAGGGGAGCGCAAUCCUAUAUUGUCCAAGCUCUUGGCAUCGAAGAAGGUGAAAGUAGCUGUUCCACAAACUCACUUUCCUGCACUCUGCAAGACCUCAAGUGUGGCUUCACAUACAACGUCAGUGUGAUUGCUGUGGACAGUAUGUGUAAUGUGUCGCAGAGUGACGUUCAACUGCUGCAAGCAGUGCCUUGUGUACCAAACCUGGUGCAGGCUCAUGCGGUUUGUGAAUCAGGUGGGGUGAUGGUCUCCUGGGAGCCAAGCAAAGGGGCUUUAUUUUACACCACGCUUGCCCAGAGCAGUGGUGUAAACCCUUCAAAAUGCAACAGCACUGACACAACUUGCCAGUUCAAUGACCUACUGUGUGGCCUCAAAUACUCAAUUGCCGUCAUUGCUCAAGAUAAUAUGUGUAGCAGUAUUGAAAGCUCUUUUGUCGAAAUCAACACAGUGAAAUGCGUACCACAGAAAGUAAAAGCAGAGAUGGUGUGCAGGAACAACACAGGCGUGGUGUCAUGGCAAGGAGAUCCGGCAGUGUCCUCCUACAACGUGCAAGCUUUUGGUCCCGAUGGUAACAAAAUACAGUGCAACAGCAGUGAUAUCAGUUGCAAGCUGCCGGGCAUGCACUGUGGCCAGCUCUACAACCUGACGGUUACAGCUCUGGAUGGACGCUGUGACAACAGCAAUGCCUACCUCACCCUAGAGUCUGUUGCUUGUAAGCCAACAAACGUCAAAGCUUCUCUCCAGUGCAACACAAACUCUGCUGCAGUGACAUGGGAGAAAGCCAGCGGAGCCCUCUCUUAUGUUGCCAUGGGAGAUUCAGAGGAUGGAAGUCAGCACUUGGAGUGCAAUAACACCAUGACAUACUGUCGCCUGAAUGACAUGAUGUGUGGACAUACCUACAACGUGAGCGUGUUCAGCCAGGAUAAGUCCUGCUCCAGUGUUAAAAGCGACAUUGUGCGCGUGAGAUCAGCCCCUUGUCCACCCCAAAACGUGUCUGCUAAAGUAAGAUGCGCUGAUGGUGCCAUUUUAGUCUCCUGGUCUCCCAACCCCGAUGCCCAGUAUUUUCAUGCUUUGGUUGUGAGCAACACUGGAGCCAGAUUCUACUGUAACUCCACUGUCAACAAUUGUACAGUUUCCAUUUCUGCCCCACCACCUUGCGGUCAGAACUACAGCAUCACUGUGCAGUCUGUCCGAGACAGUUGUGAGAGCAAACCUAGCGCUGUAGCAACGACUGGUUCAGCUCCAUGUGUGCCCAAGAAUGCUAAAGGCUCUCUGGAUUGCCUCUCGAAUGCUGCCUGGGUGUUGUGGGACCAAUCAGUCGGGGCAACCAGCUACUUUGCGUUGGCUCAGGCAGCCGACGGCCACAGCUUCAACUGCACGUCCUCCUCCACAACCUGUGAAAUUACAGAUCUGAAAUGUGGAAUGCUUUACACGUUCUAUGUCACAGCGACGAAUGAGUUCUGCAGCAGUAAUCACAGCAACACCUUUGAACUUGAGACCGGUCCUUGUGCUCUACAGGCCAUCAGUGCAUUUACUGAUUGCAACAGUGAAAUCAUCAUGGUUGAAUGGGAGCAAAAGCUGGACAUGCCUCUCUACCUGGUUACAGCUCAGGCCGAUGAUAAAUCUACGAUUUCUUGCAACAGCUCAUCCAAUUCAUGCCUCCUCUUCAAUGCCCAGUGUGGCACACAGUACACUAUCGUAGUGUCAGCUUCUUCUGACAAGUGCAGCAGUCUGAGAAGUCCUCCAACAAAGAUUAAAACUGCACCAUGUGUUCCAAGCGAUGUGACAGUGGUGCCAUUGUGUGACCAGAAUGGGGCUGCAGUGUCAUGGGCAAACUCGGCUGUGGCCACAUCCUACUAUCUGACGGCCACGGGGCCAAAUGGAGAUGUUGUAACCUGCAACAGCUCAACAAACAACUGCACCCUGCCGAUGCUUCACUGUGGCCAGACGUAUGGCUUAAGCAUCACGGCCAAAGGAGACAACUGUACCAGCUACCCCAGCCACAUGCCGUAUAAAACAACACCCUGCCCACCCACCAAUCUUGCUGUGGAUACUGACUGUUACACCAACUCUGCUGUCCUGUCUUGGAAUAAAACUGACAAUGCUAUUGAAUAUUUUGGCCUGACACAGUCUGGGAACCAGGAUCCUCUCUACUGUGACAGUAGUACCACUUCCUGCACAUUCCAACCCCUGCAGUGUGGUGCCAUUUACAAUUUCACUGUUAAAGCCUUUGAUGGCACCUGCAAUACCUCAUAUAGCUUACCUUUUGAGAUGGGCGCAGCACCAUGUCCACCAUCUAAUGUGAGCAUUCGCAUGCAGAGAAUAAAACAAAUGUACUGGGCCAUGACAUCAUGGAGCCUCGUCAACUGUUCAGGCGUUGAGUACAUGGCAAAAAUACAAGGCCAAAUUGGAAACAACCCUCAAACUCUGAUGAAUGUCACCUCUUACUGGCUGCGCAGACCAUACUUUGAGCUACCAAUACCUUGCAGCACAGCUUUUAACAUGACAGUAUUCUCCAGAAACUCAGGUGGAGUCAGCAAGCCCUCCAGCAUCUACUCUGGAAUCUCAGCUCCCUGCCCUCCACAGGGGGUGAAAUAUUCAGGUAACACGCAGUCCGCUGUGCUGUCCUGGAAUGCAUCAGCGUUAGCCACAAGCUACACAGUCUACAGUGUAUUAGGGGGAAGCCGUGUGAAGCUCUGCAACACCACCGGGCUCUCCUGCAUGUUGACCAACCUUGAUCUUAAUACCACUGAAGUGAAAGCAUGCAAUAAAGUUGGAGAAAGCAACCCUAGUCAAAACAUUACAGGACCAACGAGUGCACGCAGACGACGAGAUCUGCAUGCCACACAGGAAAUGUAUUUACAGUAUGAUUAUUCACAGGAAGAUGAGGGCAUCACAGACCUUAAACGCCCAGAGGUGGUGAGUGUAACCAUAAGUGGAAGGUCUUUGCAUGUGAAAUGGAAGAUGGUCGAAAAUGCAGAAGAGUACACACUUAUCUUAGAGGACGAGCAGGCAAACCUGCCACUGAGAGUGAGACACGUGAAGGGUGAUUUUCACAAAGAGACUGGGAUCCAACCUGGAACCAACUACUGCGUCAGAGUGGCAGCCAAGAACAACAACUACACUGUCAGCCAAAGCAACUACUCUAAGCCGAAGUGCACAAACAUUGAGGCCUUGUAAAAGAACAAACACACACAGGAUUCACUUACAUAGAGACUGGAUUAAAGAGAGAUCACUUUGGUUACAUGCUUGUCUCCUCUACACAUUAGCAUUUAUCACAGGGUAGUUUCUGCUUUGAUUUCAAUAAAAAAUAGGAAUAUAACUAAAUAAGAUGUGAUUGCACAUGUGAAACCAUAACAAAAUGAUUAUCUUUGGGGUACAUCUUUCUUUGUCACAAUGACGUUACGCAUUUUAAAUCUGAACUUUUAGCCAUUAUAGCUAACGAGAUACUGCUGAAACUAUAUUUAUCAAAGAUGGGUAUGUUUUUGAGAUAGGUCAUUAGACUCUGGAUGAUUGUCAAACCAAAACAAAUAUUAAUAAACUGAAAACCAUUCUGUA